Eruca vesicaria subsp. sativa (arugula) is the source of this 920-nucleotide messenger RNA. The record is from the annotation of a GenBank genome assembly. Lineage: Eukaryota; Viridiplantae; Streptophyta; Magnoliopsida; Brassicales; Brassicaceae.
UAUCAUUUCCUUCUCUAGAAUCGCGUGUCGUUCGCCGGAUCUCCGCAUCGUUCAACAUCCCCUCGCCGUCGCCGGCGUUUCUCUUCUUCGUCAGAUCAAUUCUCAUCUCUUUCCAGGGAACGAUGAGUCGCGUGUUCGAAGGAUACGAGAGGCAAUACUGUGACAUUUCUGCUAAUCUCUCCAAGAAAUGUACUUCAGCUUUUGCUCUUGACGGAGAACAAAAGAAGCAGAAGCUAUCUGAAAUCAAAUCUGGAGUUGAGGAUGCUGAAACAUUGGUUAAGAAAAUGGACCUUGAGGUGAGAAGCCUUCCACCAAAUGUCAAAUCCAACCUCCUUGUGAAACUAAGGGAAUACAAAUCCGAUCUGAACAACUUCAAGACCGAAGUGAAGAGACUCACAUCUCGAAACCUAAACGCUUCUGCUCGAGAUGAGUUGCUAGAAGCUGGUAUGGCAGACACCACAACGGCUUCAGCUGAUCAAAGAUCAAGAUUGAUGAUGUCAACAGACCGAUUAGGCAGAACCAGUGACAGAAUCAAGGACGGUCGGAAAACGAUGCUUGAGACUGAAGAGCUUGGUGUUUCGAUCCUUCAGGAUUUGCAUGGACAGAGGCAGUCUCUUUUACGCGCACAUGAGACGCUUCAUGGAGUUGAUGAGAACGUGGGGAAGAGUAAGAAGAUAUUGACAGCGAUGACUAGGAGGAUGAAUAGGAACAAAUGGACUAUUGGGGCUAUCAUCACUGUCCUUGUCAUUGCUAUUAUCGUCAUCUUGUAUUUCAAACUCACCAGGUGAAGAAGCCUUCCCUGGUAAAAUAUUUAUGUUGCUGAACAAUUUUUGUGUCUUCUCUUGAGUGUAUGUUACUGCUUUUGACUCUGUUAAUCAAAGUUUCUACUAUUUGUAUCUCUUGUGAUUGGUUUGGUGAGG